CAGCUUGAGUCAGUUGUGUGGAGGUGGCAGCGGCAGCAGCUCCGGCACACCGGCACGGCGGGCACACCGGCACACCGGGCACACUGGGCACACCGGCACGGCGGGCACGCCCCGAGCCAGCCCCUGCCCUGCCGUGUCCCAGCCCAGGCCACCAGCACCCAGGGCCCCGCGGAGCCAUCGGGACUGGAACCGACCACCCCACCUCGGAGGGUGGCCCGGGGCCCCUCUGCCCCACGCCUGUCCUGCCACCGGGACCGUGCCCCGGGCAUGACGGGCACCUGCCCGGCUCCCUGACGGCGCCCGAGGCCGCGGCCGCCCCGCUCGCCCCCCAUGCCCUUCGCCCACGGGGCCGCCGGUGCCCGGCCGCGCCCGGCCGGCAUGGGCGGCGUGCCCGAGCCGUGCCCGCAGGCCCCGCUGGCCGUGCUGUCCAAGGUGGAGCUGCGGGUCAGCUGUAAACACCUCCUGGACCGCGACACCCUCAACAAGUCGGACCCCUGCGUCCUGCUGCUGAUGCAGUCCCAGGGCCAGUGGAUGGAGGUGGAUCGCAGCGAGGUGAUCAAGAGCAACCUGAACCCCGUCUUCGCCAAGAUCUUCACGGUCGAUUACUACUUCGAGGAGGUGCAGAAGCUGCGCUUCGAGGUGUACGACAGCCACGGCCAGGCCGGCGUGGGCACGCACGACGACGACUUCCUGGGGGGCACGGAGUGCACCGUGGGGCAGAUCGUGGCGCAGAAACGGGUGACGAAGCCGCUGUUCCUCAAGUACGGGAAGUUCGCGGGCAAGUCCACGAUCACGAUCAUCUCGGAGGAGAUCUCGGGGAACAACGGCUACGUGGAGCUCGCCUUCCGCGCCAAGAAACUGGACGACAAGGACCUCUUCAGCAAGUCAGAUCCCUUCCUGGAGAUCUACCGCAUCGACGACGACCGCAGCGAGCAGCUGGUGUACCGCACCGAGGUGGUGAAGAACAACCUCAGCCCCAUCUGGGAGCCCUUCAAAGUCUCCCUCAACUCGCUCUGCAGCUGUGAGGAGAAGAGGAAGCUGAGGUGCGUGGUGUGGGACUACGACUCGCGGGGCAAGCACGACUUCAUCGGGGAGUUCUUCACCACCUUCGAGGAGAUGCAGAAGGCGAUGGGGGAGAACAAGGUGCAGUGGGACUGCAUGAACCCCAAGUACAAGAUCAAGAAGCGCAACUAUAAGAAUUCGGGGGUCGUGGUGCUGCUGGACCUGAAGAUCCACAGGGUUUACUCCUUCCUGGAUUACAUCAUGGGCGGCUGCCAGAUCCAUUUCACGGUGGCCAUCGACUUCACGGCCUCCAACGGGGACCCCCGGAACAGCUGCUCCCUGCACUACAUCAACCCCUACCAGCCCAACGAGUACCUCAAGGCACUGGUGGCCGUGGGCGAGAUCUGCCAGGACUACGACAGCGAUAAGAAAUUCUCAGCUCUGGGCUUCGGUGCCAGGAUCCCCCCCAAGUACGAGGUCUCCCACGACUUCGCCAUCAACUUCAACCCCGACAACGAUGAGUGUGAGGGCAUCCAGGGCGUGGUGGAGUCCUACCAGAGCUGCCUGCCCAAGAUCCAGCUCUACGGCCCCACCAACGUGGCCCCCAUCAUCUCCAAGGUGGCUCGCGUGGCAGCCGACGAGGAGCGGACCAAGGAGGCGUCGCAAUAUUUCAUCCUGCUGAUCCUGACGGACGGCGUGGUGACGGACAUGGCGGACACGCGCGAGGCCAUCGUCCGCGCCUCCUACCUGCCCAUGUCCAUCAUCAUCGUCGGCGUGGGCAACGCCGACUUCACCGACAUGCAGAUCCUGGACGGGGACGAUGGUGUCCUGCGCUCCCCCAAGGGCGAGCCCGUCCUGCGCGACAUCGUCCAGUUCGUCCCGUUCCGCGAGUUCAAGAACGCGUCGCCCACAGCCCUGGCCAAGUGCGUGCUGGCGGAGGUGCCCAAGCAGGUGGUGGAGUACUACAGCUACAAAGCGUUCCCCCCGCGCUGCCCCCGACCCCCCAGCCCCGAGCCCAGCCUGGGCUCCCCCCACUGAGGGACCCCCCCAGCUCCAACCUCGCCUUUCCCCACUGAGGGACCCCCCAGCCCCAACCUCGCCUUUCCCCACUGAGGGACCCCCGCGCCCCAACCUCGCCUUUCCCCACUGAGGGACCCCCGAGCCCCGAGCCCAGCCUCGGCUCCCCCCGUGAGACACCCCCAGUGCCCCCCAGCUUUGGGUUGCCCCAGUGAACCCCCGGUCCCAACGUGCCCCAGCGAGACCCCCGCUCUGUCCCGGUGGCCUGGGGACUCACGGGGUCCCCGCCAGGCCCUGCCCUGCCACAGCCCCCCCGGCUGGGACAUGGGGACACCCCGGCCCCCCCAGCACUGCCCAACCCCGCUGGUCUGCGCCUGUGGCCCGGACCCCCCCCCGCUGUCCCCUCGGUCCCCUUGGUCCCCGCUUCUCUGUCACCGCGGUGUUUGGAGGCUGCAUGAUCCCCCCAAUAAAGCACCACCCCCGUGCCCA
Molecule: messenger RNA, 2508 nt
Organism: Taeniopygia guttata (zebra finch)
Lineage: Eukaryota; Metazoa; Chordata; Aves; Passeriformes; Estrildidae
Gene: CPNE7
Product: copine 7
Biological process (GO): cellular response to calcium ion
Cellular component (GO): plasma membrane
Molecular function (GO): calcium-dependent phospholipid binding
Source: RefSeq, a predicted model, not a curated record